Messenger RNA from Striga hermonthica, 1689 nucleotides. NCBI's taxonomy places the organism in Eukaryota, Viridiplantae, Streptophyta, Magnoliopsida, Lamiales, Orobanchaceae. The record is from the annotation of a GenBank genome assembly.
AUGUUUACCAUUAACGGGCACGUGAUGGGUAUAACACUCGAAGAUGUGCUAUACCUUCUACGUUUGCCCGUUAAUGGUGAGCUUGUCCUCGUGGGAGAGAAUUCCCAUUUAAGUUACAAAAAAUUUUUCGGGGAGGACCCAAAAAAGGUCAAAAUAUCCGACUUGAACCGUAUUGUCUACAAUUCUACUGAGAAUAAGGAAAAGAGGAUGAGAGCUCUGUUGCUCAUCAUUAUUUGGCAUUUUGUCAUGCCAACUAAAAAUGGUGAUGGCAUCUACCCUAGCCUUGCCUCACUCUUAGAAAACCCCUACAACACUUCUUCAAUUCAUGCUUGGGGGGCUGCUGUUCUUGCUUUCCUUCAUGGUAGAAAAAAGAAAAAUAAGGAGGGUGGCAACUUAUGGCUAGUCUUGGCUUUUUUUCUCGUCCGGAUUCCAAAAUUAUGGACGAUCCUAGGGGUUGAGAUUACAAGGGAGGAGCUCGAGGAGCUUGCUCGAGUGGAUUAUCCAUUGAAAUGGAUAAUGACUCGUUUGGAGAAAGUAUCAAAGAAUACAAGGGUCAAUUACAAGGGGGCUCUGAGGAAUGCUCUUGAAAGCCUUGAGGAUGAGGAUAUUCAUUGGAGGCCAUACAUGACGUGGGAAUUACCCGGUGACCUCCAGUCCAAUAUCGAUUGGGUUCGACGGGUCAGUCCCAUUUUUGCCGACAACUAUGUGGUGCAUCAUGCACCACAUUUGCUUGCAAAACAAUUUGGUUUGGCAAACAACGUCAAAUAUACACUGUAUCACAUCGGAAUGAAGGAUAAUCGGGGAUCAAAAUCCCACAAUUGGACUAAAAAAUAUGAAGUUCAUAUCGCGAAGUGGAUGAACUCAUUAUUUUUGGGAGAUCCACCAGCAGUCCACAGAGAGACCACCCCCAUAGAAGAUUCCGUCCCUCAUAUCCAAGAUGAUACAGAGACCUCCCCCAGUAGAGAAGAUAUCCAGCACUCCCCCCCCUUGCAGCUCUCCCCCGGCAGCGAAGAUCCUCCCUCCUCCAGCAGAGAAGAUCCCUCCAGCAGAAUAUCAAAAGUUGCGGAUCCUCAUGCUGCCCAUCAAGAAGCUGGUCCUGACCCUCCAGAAUCAUUUGAGCCAAUAACAGGUCUCCGUACCCCCUUGCAGCCCGAUCUCCCCUCAUCCUCCUUGCAGCCCCUCCCAGUAGUUCCAUCUCAAGACGCUUCAGAAAUCAAGUCCACAAAGCACAAGUCACUGUCCGCUCGGUGGAGGUGGAGGUGGGGGAGAGUGUACGCUGGUGCCCGAACUCCGGCGAACAUCCCAUUGAUUCCACAUGUCGUCCCAUUGAUUCUACUUCUCAAAUUGUUUAGACUCCCAACGGGUCCAACGGUCGUCCCAUUGUUUCCACUGCUCAGCUUGUCGAGACUCCCAUUGCUUCAAAUGUUGAAUGUGUCGUGCCCAUCGCUCAUUACUGCGCGUGAUGUAGUUAACCAUCAUGGUAUUGUUCUCCGUCCAUUUCCUUUCAUUAUGCUCAACGAUGGUAUCGAGCCUCUUGUUGUGCUCCUCCCAACGCUUAUCAUUAUUCUCAAUGAAGGUAUCGAACCAAGCGGGGGCUUGUUGACAUCGCGCGUCCGGACCGCCCGCGCCAUCAGCUGGAGGGAGAUUAUGUUUUGGGACGUGGAAAACAUAUUCUUCUCUAUGUUAUAA